AUGGCUCAGGGACUAGAUCAUGGGCCUGAGCAGGGCUGGCGGACGGUGAUUUUUGUCGUGACCUUGCUCAUGGUGAUACUAUCUGCUGGCUCUGUUGCUUUUCGACUGGCUUCACGACUCUAUGUUAUGCGGCAGGCCGUGAAGAUUCACGAUUAUUUGAUUGUUUUAGCAUGGAUGACCGCAUUUGGCUUGUCGUACUCGAUAUUAUACGGAACGACAAAAGGGCUGGGGUUAAAUAUGGAGUUCAUCCCUAUAGAACUACGGCCGCAAUUAAAGAAGGCGAUAUAUUCGUUCUCCGUUCUCUAUAACCCUACGUUGAUGUUGACCAAAACAUCAAUCCUGCUAUUUUACCUUAGGAGUAUAGGUAAAGCCCGCGCCUUUCGUUGGGCAAUAUAUACCACUCUUUUUGUCGUCAACGCUGCUGGCCUUGCUCUUCUGCUUUUAAACAUCUUUCGCUGCAAGCCCAUCCAAUCGGCCUACUCCUAUCCGGCCCUGGAGAGCGCAAUGACGUUGCCCUUCAAACACAGGACCGCCCUUGGUCUCAUGUUCAGCGCCGGCGCCUUAGUCACCACGAUUACUCUCAUACGCACUGCAAUGUUACAAUUUGCGUACAUAGCGCAGGUUCAGGUCCAGGAGGCUGUAGACUGGGACGGAAUCGACGAGAAUCAAUUUCCGUGGCACGCUUCGGAAUCGUUCAUGUGGUCAGCUAUUGAAGUGAAUGUUGGUAUUAUUUGUGCCUGUGUUCCCAUGCUUAAGCCCCUAGCAACCCAACUAUACGCCAAAUGCACCGGGGACUCCUGCAUGCCAGUAUCGCGCAGAGAUGCCAAGGAGAAAUCGCCUCUUAGAGGUGUGCAGAUUGGACGAAACUCCAUGACUCCGCCACCACUCGCCUUUGAUGGAUGCAGGCGGUCGUGUAGCCCCGAUUCAACCUACAGUGACGUGGACAUUCACACUGGCUCCAGAAAGUCAAAGUCCAAGAAAUGCCAUUCACGCCUAAGCACAGGAAGCUUCCAUGACCGAGGAUCUGCCAAACCAAAGCAAACGAAGAGCAUGUUGGAAUUAACUAACAAGGAAGCGCUCCCCUUUUUAACUGCGAUAAUCUUCUUACUGUUCCUCUGGGGUUUCGCAUACGGCCUUCUCAACACUGUCAAUUUCCAUUUCUUAAUUGAGGCAAAGACAAGUUACGCCAAAGCCAUUGGUCUACACGCUGCUUAUUUUGCGGGCUAUCUCAUCGGACCGGCGGCGGCGGGCGUGCUCCUGAAAAAGUCUACUUUCAAGCUGACGUUUAUUGUUGGACUGUGUCUAUAUGCCUGUGGCAUUUUGAUUUCCUGGACGUCUGCAGUGCUUUCAUCCUUUGCGACCUAUGUAUUUUCAAAUGCCGUCACUGGCGCUGGUAUGGCUAUGGUCCAGACUACUUCUCACCCUUUCCUGGCCCUCUGUGGACCGCAAGAAUAUGCCGAGAUGCGCCUUAACAUUGCGCUCGGCUUUCAGUCUAUCGGUAGCGUGAUAUCAUCGAUACUGGCCAAGAAGGCGUUUUCUCCAAGGGAGAUUGAUGCCCAUGAUCUCGUACAGAUGAAGUGGGCUUACUUCGCCAUGGCGCUUCUACAUAUCAUCCUAGCCAUAGCGAUGCAUUACCUCUCUCUCCCUGAGGCGAACGAUAAUCAGCUUGCAGACCUCGCGCGCCAACGCCAAAUGGCCAAUUCAGCCAAAAUCUAUGAUAUCCGUGUUGUUUGGAUUACCCUGGGCCUGGCCGUGUUUGCUCAAUUCCUCUUUGUCGGCGGUACGGAAGGUAUCAACGUACACUUUAGGAAACUCGCUAGGCGUACGAGAAUUAAAAAUGUUACACCUUUUGAAUCCCAGGCUCUUGGCUUUGCGCUUUUCGCUGUUGGACGGUUCGCAACUGUUGGUCUGCAGCUAAUCGCGAAGCCACGCACUAUUCUUUCAAUUCUCUACCUCGGCCUUAUUGGAUGCACGAUAGCAUGUGUUACCAUACACGGCAGAUUUGCCAUGAUUGGAGCUCUAGGGACCUAUUUCUUUGGAAGUGGCAUAUACGGGCUGACUUUCGCCAUAGCCCUGCGUGGCAUGGGCCACCAUACCAAAUCAGCUGCGGCAUUUUUAACAGCUGCAGUCUCCGGCGGUGCAGUGUUCACUUGCAUCCAGCGAGCCGUCUCCACCAGCCGGGGGGUUCAGUUCUCGUUCGUUGUUCCGGCCGUCCUAUUCACCGUUUGUUUGAUUUUCCCCAUCUAUCUAAACAUUUUCCCCCCAGCCAAGAGACACACAGAUCCCACUCUGAAAAAUUAUCGGGCACGCGGUACCAGCGUGGCUUUCCAUCCUAUCCAGAACAGCCGGGGAGAAGGAUUCGCUGUCCCGGAAUCAAUCUUUCCUUCCCAGGAAACCAUUGCACGAGUAGUUCAGAGGUCGCAGGAUCGUUCCUCAACUUGUAUACCGUCACCCACGCAAACACCGAAGCGUUCGAAGGGCCAUUACCGUGGGGGACUAAUGCACAGCUUAUCUUCCUGGCAUGCUGCUCUGAGAUCCCAGUCUUCAGACAAGGCAUCUUUCUACGAACCCAGUUCGCCGCCGCGUAAUUGGGAUAUGGGUUCAAAGCCCGAGAGGAGGUGGCCGUCUGGCCCUUCUUCCACUCCUCCGCUGGAGCUGGACGAGAUGGAUGCACGAGAAACCUCAGAAUAUUAUCGUGCAGAACAGCUGCGCAAAGACAUCAGGUGA
This is a messenger RNA of Microsporum canis CBS 113480, 2727 nucleotides long. Its product is annotated as L-fucose permease. Bases 1 to 2727 code for a protein of 908 amino acids. Gene Ontology annotation, molecular function: transmembrane transporter activity. The record is from RefSeq and is a predicted model, not a curated record. Gene Ontology annotation, biological process: transmembrane transport. The transcript is spliced from 6 exons. NCBI's taxonomy places the organism in Eukaryota, Fungi, Ascomycota, Eurotiomycetes, Onygenales, Arthrodermataceae.